Molecule: messenger RNA, 2456 nt
Organism: Lasiosphaeria miniovina
Lineage: Eukaryota; Fungi; Ascomycota; Sordariomycetes; Sordariales; Lasiosphaeriaceae
Exons: 2
Coding region: 346-2079 (577 amino acids)
Biological process (GO): protein import into mitochondrial matrix
Cellular component (GO): TIM23 mitochondrial import inner membrane translocase complex
Source: RefSeq, a predicted model, not a curated record
GGGCGGGUGCGGCACGUGAGGAGUGCUGGGAUUUUGCGCUCUCACCAUGACGAAAUACCCCGCUUCAGCGCCUCGGAAAGGCCCCCUUGCCCACUGCUGGCGGGACCCACAUCGCCCGUGCCGCGCGUGAAGCAAGUUGAGGAAUUCGGGUACUGGCCCGUGCACGACAACUCGAGGAAAAUCUAAUCAGGAGCUGUGGAAAUUUUUGGCCAGGAAGCUCAGAGCCCAGCCCAAGCUAUCCAGUCCAUUCUUGACUUUGUCAGUGCCACGACCAUAACCUCCCCUCCCAUUUAGCGCCACUGGCGCCGAAUUCUCACUGCGAACUGCCCGGCGACGCCAGAGCUCAUGAUGCUGUCGAGAGCCGCUGCGCGCUCCGCCGCGGGCGCGAGAGCUGCAUCCUCGGGGACUUGUUAUGCCCGGGCAUCACGCAGCUUGCCUGCCGUCUGGACUCGAGGUAUGGCCAAAGACAACAAACAGCAGCACCCGAGAUUCGCCAAGCCGCCAAACUCGGCCGCCCCCAAGACAUCAUACCCUCCAGCAAGCGACCCUGCCACGACACCCGCUUCCUCACCCUCCACACCCGUCCGACCCUCUGCUCCCAAAGACUCGGCCAGAGCACACGCCCAGACCGAGGCCCAAGGGGCUGCCACGUCAAGAGCGACCGAAAGACAGCAGCGACAGCCCGAACUAGAGCCCGAGACGGAACCGAUACCUGACCUUUCCAAGCUCCCCGAUCUCACGCAGGGGAUCCCCUCUACCUUGGAAUACGAGACGGCCGGCGCCACCAAUCGCUCGUCGCUAGCCUCUGCAGAAGACGAGGGGGCUUCUGCAUCGGAAGGCGACGGCGGCGGCGGCGGCGGCGGCGGCGGCGGGAGGGCCAAAGGCGAACUCCCCGCCUCUGCAUACAUAUCCUCGUCGGAGCGUCGCCGUCAAAAAGUGGCCAAUUGGAUGUUUUCGCUGGCGGGCCUAUCCAUCGUCGGAGGCACGGUAUAUCUCGGCAGGGACUGGGACGAAGACGACCUGGCAAAACAUCCAGAGGUGCCCAACGGAUGGGGUCUGACGCUGUGGUGGAAUCGUGUCACGGCAAGACUCGGUGAGACGAUGACCUACUACCAAGAGCCGGCCUUUGAGAAGUUACUACCGGAUCCCGACCCGUCCUUUGAGCGACCAUACACGUUGUGCAUCAGUAUGGAGGACAUGCUCGUGCAUAGCGAAUGGACUCGCGAGCACGGGUGGCGGGUCGCCAAGCGGCCUGGUGUCGACUACUUCCUGCACUAUCUCAGCCAGUAUUACGAAAUCGUCCUUUUCACGACCGUACCUUUUGCCAUUGCCGAGCCAUUGGUGCGCAAGCUCGAUCCGUAUCACUUCAUCAUGUGGCCACUUUAUCGGGAGGCUACAAAGUACAAAGAUGGUGAGGUCGUCAAGGACCUUUCUUAUCUCAACAGAGAUCUAUCCAAGGUCAUCAUGGUGGAUACUAGCGCCCAGCAUGUUCGUGAUCAGCCUGACAACGCUAUUAUUCUGCCAAAGUGGACAGGUGACCCCAAGGACACGGAACUUGUAUCUCUGGUCCCUUUCCUUGAGUUCAUCCACACGAUGGAGUACGACGACGUGCGCAAGGUUCUGAAGUCAUUCGACGGCAACCAUAUCCCCACCGAAUUUGCGCGCCGGGAAGCUAUCGCGCGCGCCGCGCAUAACAAGCGAAUUGAAGCUAGCCAUGGAAAAGGCUCAAAGGGAGCCGGAGCAUUGGGCUGGCUUAGCAGCCACCUUGGCCUCAAGCCGAACAAUAUGAGCUUGAUGGUACAACCAGGAGGUGAAGAGAACCCAGCUGAAGCCCUAGCAAAGGGUAAAAUGCUUCAAGACAUUGCCCGCGAGCGCGGCAUUCGCAAUUACCUUGCGCUGGAGGAGAUGAUCCGCACGAAUGGUGAGAAAUGGCUCAAGGAAGAGGCUGAAGCCCAAGAGAAGCUCCAAAAGGAAGCCAUGAAGAACAUGCAGAGCUCCUUUACUGGCUGGUUUGUGAAGUCGGGAGAAGAGACGAAACCGGAGUCUGCCCCUACGGAUGGUGCCGACAAGAAGACGUAACAGGCGUCUUUUUUAUAUACUAAACAUGUACUAACACAAUUUUCUUUUCUCUCCAUCACUUCACUGGAGUACCCACUACUGAUGCUAGUCCUCUCUCCUCUAUUUCGGGCCAUUUCGUCUAUGGCGUGGAAUUUAAAGGUCGCGUUAAUUGGGCACCUCGUACAUAAUCACCCACAAUGCGCAAACGGGUUGUUUGGAAAGCCUUGUAGAAUACUUAGAUUAGACUAACGGUUGCUAAUAUGCGCGGUUGAGGACAUAUUCGUUAAGUUCAACGGUUCCCAUGGGUGUAUAAGGAGCGAUGCCAUUUGCUAGCUUCGAUAUUGACAUGCUCUUCCAAUAGAACGGGAGAUGUGUCAGGCUAGAAGACAGCAGCAGAC